This is a messenger RNA of Saprolegnia parasitica CBS 223.65, 1742 nucleotides long. RefSeq lists its product as hypothetical. The record is from RefSeq and is a predicted model, not a curated record. The transcript has 5 exons. Bases 1 to 1647 code for a protein of 548 amino acids. NCBI's taxonomy places the organism in Eukaryota, Oomycota, Saprolegniomycetes, Saprolegniales, Saprolegniaceae.
AUGAACCAAGACGACGCCGCGCCCGAGAACGACGACGAUGGUUUGGAGUUGCUGCAGCGCGCUCGUCUCCUCGUCCAGGCCGCCACAAACUUGCCCGACUUUAGCACCCUUUUUAGCAAGAUCCCACCACCCCCCAUCCUCGAAGACGACGACGAAGAGAUGGCGAUGGAGCCCCCCAAGACGACCAAGGUCAAGCCCAAAAAAGCUGCUGCUAGCAACCAAGACGAAGUCAAGUACGUCUUGCAUUCUAGCAGACUCGUCGGUCGCACCUGCGUGAGUAGACACGACAAGAAAAAGACAGCCAAGAAGCCCAAAGAGCCCCAACGAGAGACGCCAUCCCAUCCGCAGUACGCUCCAUCCGAGUACAUUCACGAUCUGAACGCGACGGUGCGUAGUGUCAAGCCCGUCAAGAGUUCACCACGGUCGCCCAAGACCGUCAAGCCGCCGAAGCCAAAAGUCAAGAAGGAGGUGCCGGAAGCCCCCAUCGUCGACGACGCCGACCAAAAGGCGGCCCAAGAGCUCGCACGCAAGUACGCCCAAGAGCGCGCGGCGGCGCGCGUUGCCGCCAAGCAGCGCGAGAAGCUAAAAGAGGCCGAGAAGCAGCAACAGACUGAGGCGGACUGCGUCUCCGAGUUCUACGAGACGCUGGACGAGCGGGAGAAGCGGCUCAAGGAAGACCGGCGCAAAGCAAAGGAGCGCGCGCGCCACCGGCGACAGCAAGUGCAGCACGAAGAACCGGUCGAGGCUAAACCCGAGAAAGAGAUCCACCACCCCGACUUGGACAAAUUCCAGCAGCAAACCAAGGAGCGCCUGCUUCGCGCCAAGGAGCAACGGCGACGCGAGGAGGAGCUCAAGGCGCAGCAGGCCGCCAAAGAAUUGGAAGAGAAAUUGCGGCACCAGCAAGAGGACGAAGAGGCACAAGACGAGCUCAAGCGGCGGGCUGACCAGCUUCGAAAAGAGACUCGUCGGCGCUUGAAGGCAAUGGAGAAGCACAAGUCGGAGCUCGAGCGAAAGGAGAUGGAGUUGCGGCAGCAAGGCCUCGAGCGCUACAAGCACCACAAGGGUGAGAUGGAGCGUGUGGCCAAGGGCAUUAUGUCCCACAAGCCAAAAGACGAGUCGACUUCCGAGAACGCACCACCAAUGGAGGCCGAGCCGACAGACCCCGUUGUCGAGCAGGUAGACUCGCCCACGAGAGCGCCACCUGUCGAGGAACAAGUCAAGCUGCAAACAGCACCGGACGAGUGCCACGGCGAAGACGACGACGACGGAGCUCUGGGUGGUGCAACGCCAGAUGUGCACCUGCCAGCAAUCGUGUUGCCGCCGCUGGUCGACGAUGCUCGAGUGCUACCCCAGGAGAAGCCAGUGCCGAAACCCAAGCAGAAGGCGGCGCCGUGGAAACGGCCACCAGUGCCGAUGCCGAGUGCCGAUGCGGUUGCGAGCCGGGCAAAGCUACCGAGCGCAUUGCCCGGCGGGCCGCCGCUGCCACCUCCGCGCGACACGUCGUACUCGGACAGGCUCAAGAGUCGGUCGGCACCAGCGAGCUUGGGCUCCAGUGACGGCCCAGGCCAGCGGCUCGUGAGCGCGACGCGGGACCGUGCCAAUCAAAUGGACGCGCAGGCCAAGAAGAUGUUAGCGCCACCCAUCUAAUGCUGCCGACGCCGUUCCGCCAGACCUUGCCGUUCUGCCAGACCUUGCUCGCCUCAUGUAGUAGUAACAUCACGCGCAACAGCUUUCUCCAUACU